This is a messenger RNA of Oryzias melastigma (Indian medaka), 2631 nucleotides long. RefSeq names its product integrin alpha FG-GAP repeat containing 1 (gene itfg1). The transcript has 18 exons. Lineage: Eukaryota; Metazoa; Chordata; Actinopteri; Beloniformes; Adrianichthyidae. Gene Ontology annotation, cellular component: plasma membrane. Bases 235 to 2004 code for a protein of 589 amino acids. The record is from RefSeq and is a predicted model, not a curated record.
GGCAUUGACGUAAAUAAGAUAACCUAGUAAACAACUCAAAACGGCUUUUUCUCGACAUUAUUAUUCCAAUUACUUUGAAUACAAAAUAUUUCAGCCGAUACAUUUUCACUGUUUAAGUGUUUAAAGCUAAAACAGAGCGAAAAUCAUUUAAAAGUACGUGACGUAUCAUCCUGCUGUAAAGCAGUUUGUCGUGUUUGGGUUGUCAGUGUUGAAAGAACCUGCUUCUGAAGAAGGAUGUGGAGAUUUAAAUUACAAUUUUUAGCGUUUUGGGCUUUUUUGUCUAAAGAUUUUGUCACGUUUGCGCUUCAGGAUGUAACGGCUGAGCUUUUUGGGAAAGAAAAAUCCGGAACAGUGGCAGCGUUUGGGGAUUUUAACUCGGAUAAACAGACUGACAUCUUUGUUAUCAGAGAGGGUUCGGAAGUUGUGAUCUUCUUGGCCGACUCCAAAUCCCCUUACUUCAAGCCGAAAGUUCAGAUCACCAAGGACAUUUUACCAAAAGACACUGUCGUCACCAGCGUGGUUCCUGGAGAUUACGAUGGAGACUCACAGAUGGAUGUCCUUCUUACUGCUCAGAUCAAACCAGGAAGAACAACCGUGUUCAUCUUUUGGGGGAACAACCAAACAUUAGAUACAUCUGGAUGGCUAACGCUGAAUAAGACUUUUACAGAUCAGCCUCUCAUUAUGGACUUCAACGGCGACAUGAUCCCUGAUGUUUUUGGAGUUACCAGUCCUCCUCUCACUGAAGUCUGCUUCCUCUCUAGCAGGAAUCCUGAGUGGCACAAUGCGCUGAGUUCCUCUGUAAAAAUGCGCGUCCCGCACUCCAACGCUUUCAUUGAUCUCAACAGGGACUUUACUGCUGAUUUGUUCCUGACAACUGAAGGGGCAACGUUUGAGACCUGGAUCAACAAGGAUGGAAACUUUACCAAGGCUGGAGUCAUGUCAAAGUCAGACGUCAAGAUUGUGGGACAGUCCUCCUUUGUGGAUUUUGAUGGCGAUGGCUACCAGGACCACCUCCUUCCUGCCUGUUUAGAUGAAAGCUGUCAGCAGAGUACCAUCUACCUUUCCAAGUCGGCCUCAAAAGAGUUGGUGCCGGUCCUGUCAGACUUCAAACAGAAGGACACACUGUGGGGCUUUGUGCCAGGAAAACCCAGUCAACCGCUGGUUCUCCACAUCGGGGAUUAUAACCUGGACGGCUUCCCUGACGCUCUGGCGAUCCUUCGGAACAUCAGCGGCAGCGGUCAGCGCGCCUUCCUGUUGGAAAACGUGGCGUGCUCGAGCCCCGGCUGCAGCGGCGUCGGCCGCACCUUCCACAUCCACUGGGACCAGAGCGAUCUGGGAGCCAUCCAGAACGCAGUCAUGGCCACUUUCUUUGACAUCUAUGAGGAUGGUAUUUUAGACAUGCUGGUUCUGAGUCAACCAGACGGCCAAACGGAUCCGGUCAUCCACGCCUUGAAGAACAAUUUCGAAGCCGAUGCGUAUUUUGUAAAAGUGAUGGUGCUCAGCGGCCUCUGCUUUAAUGACUGUAACGAACAUGUCAAGCCUUUCGGGGUGAACCAACCAGGUGCCUAUGUCAUGUACACCACAGCAGACUCCAAUGGCAAGCUGAAAAAUGCCUCAGCCGGUCAGUUGAGUCAGUCGGCUCACUUCUCCCUUCAGCUGCCCUACACCGUGCUGGGUCUGGGACGCAGCGCCAACUUCCUGGAUCACCUUUUCGUCGGGAUCCCCCGAGAGGCCGGAGACACGAACAUAAGGAAGCAGGAGUGGACCGCCAUCAUUCCCAACUCCCAGCUCAUCGUCAUCCCUUUCCCUCAUGAUAAUCCUCGCAGCUGGAGCGCAAAGUUAUACCUGACUCCGAGCAACAGCGUUCUCCUGACAGCCAUCGCACUGAUUGGAGUCUGCGUCUUCAUCCUCGUCAUCAUCGGGGUCCUCCACUGGCAGGAGAAGAAAGCGGAUGACCGGGAGAAGCGGCAGGAAGCUCACCGCUUCCAUUUUGACGCCAUGUGAAGCGGCGAGGAGCUCUUCUCCAUCCCCUCCCACUCCAGCCGCACCGCCACCGCCUCCACGGACUCAUCUCAAGGGCCAACAAACGAAUACUCAUUUAGUCCCAAACCUCUUUUUUGAUAUUUUCCAGUCCUCCAGUCAGAUGUGAAAUAUUUUAUGUUCCCUUUGAUUUAUUCAUUCCAGUGUUAGAAGUACAGAAGCUGCAACCAAUCCUCCAGGAGAAAAUUCCCAGGAUAAAGCCAGGAGUCGUUGCAUCCUCACCUGUUCUGAUCAGAUCUGUUAUAUCACUGGAACCUCCUCUCCUGUGUGUUUGUACCUGAAGCUUGAAUCCACUCAUCUGUGUGUUCAUAAACUAAACAGAUCAUGAUCCUGGAUGAUUCUCACAGUAAUCAUGAGCAGAUCCUUAGGACGGCUCGUGGUGGGAGUGCCAAACGUUCUGCAUCAACGUGUGUUUGUCCUGCUGAAGCAGACUCCCUCCAGCUGCACUUUUAACCUCUGCUGUAUUUGGAUUCCGUGUAUUUAUUUUCUGCAGAUGAGCUGUUUGCACUAAAUGAUGUCUGUAAUUUAAGUCUUUUAUUGCUUGCAAACGAAAAGUGUUUACCAGCUGAUAAUAAAGGUUCCUCAGCUGAA